Propithecus coquereli (Coquerel's sifaka) is the source of this 742-nucleotide messenger RNA. RefSeq names its product NAD(P)H-hydrate epimerase-like. Bases 183 to 527 code for a protein of 114 amino acids. The transcript is spliced from 2 exons. Gene Ontology annotation, molecular function: NAD(P)HX epimerase activity. The record is from RefSeq and is a predicted model, not a curated record. Lineage: Eukaryota; Metazoa; Chordata; Mammalia; Primates; Indriidae. Gene Ontology annotation, cellular component: mitochondrion.
UGGCCUGAAUCAGGGACCAACCCACUUUCUCUAGGCCUCAGGAUGCCCUCUGGAUGACAUAGUUAUAUUUGUGCCUCUGUGAAUGGUCUUUGGGUGCAGAGGACAGCCCUCCCCGGUUAAGGCUCAUUGUAUACCUGCUGGCUCAGACAUCUUUUCCUUUUUCUGCUCCACCACAGCCCACGAUGAUUGACGAGCUGUAUGAGCUGGUGGUGGAUGCCAUCUUCGGCUUCAGCUUCAAAGGCGAUGUUCGGGAGCCAUUCCACAGCAUCCUGAGUGUCCUGAAGGGACUCACUGUGCCCAUUGCCAGCAUCGACAUUCCCUCAGGAUGGGAUGUGGAGAAGGGAAAUGCUGGAGGGAUCCAGCCGGACUUGCUCAUCUCCCUGACGGCACCCAAAAAGUCUGCAACCCAGUUUACUGGUCGCUACCAUUACCUGGGGGGCCGUUUUGUGCCACCUGCUCUGGAAAAGAAGUACCAGCUGAACCUACCAAUCUACCCUGACACUGAGUGUGUCUAUCGUCUGCAGUGAGGGAAGGUGGGUGGACAUUCUUCCCAGAAAAGACUUAGUGCCAUUCUCUCCCGGAACUGUGGAGUCCUGGGAGCUCUUCUGGUAAUAAAGUUUAGUGGGUGGCAGGAGCCAGAGAGCAACACUGGUGAUGUGGUGCCAUCUGUCUAAGGGAAACACAACAGGAAAGAAGGGUUGCUAUGGCAUUUGGAAGCAAUGAAAAUUGACUGUUGGAUGCC